This is a messenger RNA of Raphanus sativus (radish), 1317 nucleotides long. RefSeq lists its product as uncharacterized. The coding region runs from base 180 to 1097 and encodes 305 amino acids. The transcript is spliced from 4 exons. NCBI's taxonomy places the organism in Eukaryota, Viridiplantae, Streptophyta, Magnoliopsida, Brassicales, Brassicaceae. The record is from RefSeq and is a predicted model, not a curated record.
GUAAAACAUAAUGGAACAUGCUUAAAGAAUGGGACAAGCGUCAAGCAAAUGACACAACAAAAUAACCAAUAGGGGGAAAACUCCAAUCUGUUUCUCUCUUCCACAGUUCCACUAAACCUUCUCUAUUUGUUUUCACAAUCCUUAUUUCAUGCUCAGCUCUCUUUCCAUUUCUCCAACCGAUGACGUAUCACGAGGAAGACGGUUUGGUUCCUGAACUGCGGGUGAGAGUUGAAGCUGAUGGAAUUGAGAAACUAGGGAAUUAUAUUAAACUUAGUGAAGAGUUGGAGAGAGAAGCAGUGCAUGAAGAGGAAGAAGAUUCAUCACCUUCUUCUUGUUUUUCUUGUGGAUGUAAAAGAUCUCUUUGGUUCUGGAUCAAGCUUGCUCUUCUCCUCGCCUUUCUAGCUGCUUUGGCUCUCGCUGCUUACAAAUGGCUCGUUCCCUUAAUCAUGGACAAGGAGCUUAUCCCUAUCAUAAAAUGGGAGAUAAAGACAUUUACACAUCCUGUGUUAGGCAUUCUUAUAUUCGCAACCAUGGCACUACUCCCUGUAAUACUUGUUCCAUCUACGCCAUCAAUGUGGGUGGCUGGGAUUACAUUUGGUUACGGCUAUGGCUUUCUUCUUACUUUUCCAGCUAUGGCUAUUGGUGUAUCUCUUCCUUACUUCAUCAGCUAUCUCUUCUGCCACCAAAUUCAAGGUUGGUUAGAAAGAUAUCCAGAUCAAGCUGCGAUGCUGAGAGCUGCUGGUGGAGGCAAUUGGUUUCACCAGUUUAGAUCAGUAACCUUAAUCCGGAUCUCACCAUUCCGUUACGUUUUUUAUAACUACUGUGCUGUUGCAACUCGUGUGAAGUAUGGUCCGUACAUCGCUGGUUCUCUUUUAGGCAUGGUGCCAGAGAACUUUGUUUCUAUUUAUACAGGGAUUCUUAUAAGGAAAUUGGCAGAUGCAUCCACUGAGGAACAAAAAGGGAUGUCGAUUCUUCAGAUUGUUCUCAACGUUCUUGGUUUUGUAGCAACUGUUUUGACAACUGUUCUCAUCAUGAAGUAUGCGAGAAGACAGCUCGAAAUUAUGAAGAAGGAAGAGGAAGCCUUGUUGUUGCAGUAAUGACAGAGACAACCUUGGAACUUUUGUGUCUGCUUCUUUCCAAAAGAUCAGGUUCAGUCCAAGAUGUGAAAGAACUAACUCUGUUUUUUGGUUUUCGGUUGAUUCAUUUGGUUUUGUUUUUUUUUUCUCAGCUAAGAAAAAACAAAUUAAGUGACUUAUUAACACACAUAAUAUCUUUAAUGUUAGUAAGUGUUUAUGUUAUGUUUAUUUUUUUGAUGUU